Messenger RNA from Phytophthora nicotianae INRA-310, 396 nucleotides. RefSeq lists its product as hypothetical. The record is from RefSeq and is a predicted model, not a curated record. Bases 1 to 396 code for a protein of 131 amino acids. The transcript has 2 exons. Lineage: Eukaryota; Oomycota; Peronosporomycetes; Peronosporales; Peronosporaceae.
AUGAAAGUUCUUGAUGCUCGUGUGGAGGAGGUCCUUGGAAAUACUACUGCUGGUGCGACAAAGUACGUGUAUCUCCGAGCUCUUACUCGUUUUAUCAAGUGGCUUUACGAGACAUCAGAUGAGGACCGCCGCCAGUCACUUUUUGCGAUCUCGCUUUGUGACAUCGAGACGAUUAAUGCAGACACAAUUGCGGAGUGGUUUGCCAGGCCUCCUGUAUGCAUGCGCUACCUCACUUCGAUGGAACAACGUGGUGUGACUGGGAAGUCUACCUUUGGCAUAGCAGCGCCUCCGUAUUACUAUGGACGUAGUAUUUCCUGGUGUACCACCAAGUUUAAGGAUGAUUUGCCAAUUCGGCCUAGCCUCGUUAUUGUAUCACAGUUCCUACUUGCGGGCUGA